Messenger RNA from Mesorhabditis spiculigera, 924 nucleotides. The record is from the annotation of a GenBank genome assembly. Lineage: Eukaryota; Metazoa; Nematoda; Chromadorea; Rhabditida; Rhabditidae.
AUGCCGAUGUUGUCUGCAUUUACUGCCAAAGGAGAUGAAUGGCAUCAGAAUGCCCCGGACGGCGAAACGCAACGAUGGCUGAACUGUGGUUCCUAUGAAAAGACAGAUGGGGAAAUCGAGCAACUCGUUGCGGCCGAUCGAAUGAUACUCCCCGAUCGACCUGACCUAAACCACGCGAGGAGGACAAUCCUGCUACAAAGAGAAAAUCGCGAAGAGUUCGGAUUCACGAUCAUAGUUAGUAUUUUCCUUCGAAGACAUGGCGUUGAUACUGUACACGCUAUUGACAGUGUCAGGCCGGGAUCCAUAGCCCGGAAGGCCGGAAUGCGCCCAGGGGAUAUAAUCGCCGGAAUAAACGGCUAUGAGACGAUCGGUCUUUCACACGAGCAAUUACAUAAACUGCUUUCGUCAUUGACGCUGCGAUUCGUAUUAGUCCAUCAGGAUGUGAAUCGAAUCCGGUAUUUAGAAGCAAGAUGCGAAAACUUGCGUCUCGCUAUCAUGAACCGGGAAAAAGAGCUAUCUGAUCUAGAGGACUAUGAAAUAUAUAUCAAGCAGAACAAGCCCAGCGUGUUCGACACACCGCCUUCGAUCUCUGGCUCGAGGAUCUUCGCACAUCGGAAUCGGCCCGCAACCUCGUCACUGUCUUCUAAUUCACUGGAAAAUGUUGGCUGUCAGUUUGCUGGCUGUACGUUUGAUCCAACCCGAUUCAGAUUAAGAAGGCAAUUCUCAAACGAUAGAACUAAUCCUGUCAGCGAUCCCGGAAGCAACGAGGAUGAGAAGCACAGUGAUUACCGUUCGACGGAGAAUAUUGGCGGCGAGAUGCGGCGUUUUUGGAUUCGUGCCGGUUCUAAGCCUAUACUGGCCGAUGAUGGUGAAGUGAGCAUCACGUCCUACGAUGCUGCAAUCGGCGGAAUCGUGACGCGGCUC